CAAGUUCUCCAGGGAAAGACGCCGCGGGGGUAAAUGCAAAUUUCACUCAAGUUUUCCCUAAACCCACCCCAGCUCAAGGUCCCAGCUUUCACUCUGCUUUCUGUUCUCUGUAUUUGCCAUUGACCAGAAUUGACAACGACGCCCGCCCGCCGGGAGGAAGGCUGAAGUGUCCUCUGCCGAGUCCCCCAGACCCAAGCAUGUUUGAAGUGAUCCAGAAAGAGGAACGUUUUAAUGAGGUAUUUUUAAAUUACUUCAAGGAAAAUAAGAUAGAAAUAGCCCGUGCCAUCACCAGACCGUUUCCUUUCCUAGAGAGCCUCAGGGACCGCUCCUUCAUCACAGACAAAGUCUAUGCCGAUUCGUAUGAAGCCUACAGGAACUUGGUUCCUGUGGAGAAAGUGGUGUACAAUGUUCUCAGUCACCUGGAGAAGUUAUCUGACUCAUCGCUUCUAUGGGCUCUGUUUAGCAGAGUGAACCUGAAGGAAUAUCCUGCUUUAAGAGAGAUUCAAAAAAGCUUGGAAAUUGAGCUGCAGCAUGGAUGCUCUCCCCAGAGGAGUAAACAGGAAGAACAGAAGCGUGCCACUGUGCAGCCGAGAUACGAGCAAGGCACAAACCUGUGCACACAUGAAAACUGGACACAGCCAUGCUUUGUGAAACAAGAGAACCUACAGGAGCCAGAGACACGGCAGAACCAAGUGGAUGAGAUCAUUGUGAUCAGCAGUGACAGCUCAGAGUGCAGCGAUGAGGAUGAGGAGGACCAAGUCCCGGGCACCUGGACUCAGGAGGCAGAUGGACAAAGAGGCUGAGGACUCUGUCCCCCGGGCUCCAGAACGCAGAGCUUCUCUCAGGAUCUCACACCUCCUGUGUCCGGACUAACCACUCUUGGAGGACAUCGAGGAGUCCACGGGCUCAGUCUCUGCACCUUAUGUUUUCUGACACUUGGGAAGAUGUGGAGAGUGUAACAAGGUCCCAGACCUUAGCACAGCUGACUCCAUGCUGGAAGAGCCAAUCAAACUGUAAAAUUCAGUAUGUGGGCAGCACCAUCUGCCAAAAUAAAAACAAAGGCCCAAUCCCCCAUAGUUCUGGGAAGGUCUCUAAAUACACUA
This is a messenger RNA of Apodemus sylvaticus (European woodmouse), 1103 nucleotides long. Its product is annotated as nuclear body protein SP140-like protein. Gene Ontology annotation, biological process: regulation of transcription by RNA polymerase II. Gene Ontology annotation, cellular component: nucleus. The record is from RefSeq and is a predicted model, not a curated record. The transcript has 6 exons. NCBI's taxonomy places the organism in Eukaryota, Metazoa, Chordata, Mammalia, Rodentia, Muridae. The coding region runs from base 198 to 803 and encodes 201 amino acids. Gene Ontology annotation, molecular function: DNA-binding transcription factor activity, RNA polymerase II-specific.